AUGGCAGGUCGCAAGCGCAGCAACAGCGUCAAGGAGGCGCUCAAGCAGCUCGAGCCGACUUCCCCGCCCGGCGCGACCACCAACAAGCCUGCGUGGACGCAGCCGACGGGCCCGCUCGCGUGGUUCGUCAAGCCAAAGAAGACCGGACAGCUCGUCGCUGUCGUUGUCGCCAUCUGGGCGGCCAUCGAGCGCUUCGCGCCAGCUCGCCAGAACCCCCUCACUCCCUUCCUCUUCAUCUCGUACCCCCUCGCACGAGAGCCUGGCGAUGAGGGACAGCGGUACGGCAAGGGGCCCUGGGACCUCGCCUUCCUGACGUUCUACAUCGUCGUCUUUUCGUUCCUCCGCCAGUCCGUCACCGAGUUCUUCAUCCGCCCUUUCGCCAUGCGUCUCGGGCUGAAGACGGAAGGCAAGAUCACGCGGUUCAUGGAGCAGGCGUACGCCGUCGUGUACUUUUCGGCUUCGGGAGCGUACGGCCUUUAUGUCAUGCAGAGGCAGGAGUCCUGGUGGUACCACACCGAGCACUUCUGGCUCGAAUACCCUCACUGGCGCAUGGACGGCGCUCUCAAGAGCUACUACCUUCUUCAAUUCUCCUACUGGCUCCAGCAAAUGAUCGUUCUCGUCCUCGGUCUCGAGAAGCCGCGCUCCGAUUUCAUGGAGCUUGUCAUUCACCACAUCGUCACUCUUUGGCUCGUCGGAUGGAGUUACAUGAUCAACCUGACGAUGAUCGGCACGGCUAUCUUUGUCUCGAUGGACUUGCCGGACAUCUGCCUUGCGGUGUCGAAGUGCCUCAACUACCUUGACCUCCAGCGCACGUCGGAAGUCAGCUUCGUCUUCUUCCUCGUCGUGUGGCACUACAUGCGUCACUAUCUCAACCUCCGCAUCCUCUGGUCCGUCUGGAACGAGUACGACCUCAUUCCCGAGCAAUGGCGCAGCUGGACUUCGCCGAAGGGGUGGUGGGUCUUCUACGGCUUCGGCAGCGGCGCGAUCCCCGCUUGGAUGAAGUAUCAGAUCUUUGCGCCCAUCCUCGCCCUCCAACUCGUCAACACCUUUUGGUCGUACCUCAUCUGGCGCAUCCUCUUCCGCAUGAUUAGCGGGCAGAAGGCGGCGGACGUGCGCGAGGAAGGCGAGGACGAGGAGGAGGAACAGCAGGUCCAGGCGGUCAAGCCCGAGUCGAAGAAGAAGCGGUAG
Molecule: messenger RNA, 1188 nt
Organism: Rhodotorula toruloides NP11
Lineage: Eukaryota; Fungi; Basidiomycota; Microbotryomycetes; Sporidiobolales; Sporidiobolaceae
Product: longevity-assurance protein
Exons: 9
Coding region: 1-1188 (395 amino acids)
Biological process (GO): ceramide biosynthetic process
Cellular component (GO): membrane
Molecular function (GO): sphingosine N-acyltransferase activity
Source: RefSeq, a predicted model, not a curated record